Messenger RNA from Mangifera indica (mango), 1890 nucleotides. Its product is annotated as acetate--CoA ligase CCL3. Bases 76 to 1776 code for a protein of 566 amino acids. The transcript is spliced from 3 exons. Lineage: Eukaryota; Viridiplantae; Streptophyta; Magnoliopsida; Sapindales; Anacardiaceae. The record is from RefSeq and is a predicted model, not a curated record.
UUUCACUGCUUCUUUCAAAGUUGACAAAACUAAAACUCAUACUCGAGUAAUUUGUGGCGGCGAAGCUCCAUAGAGAUGGCGGCGAGGAACGACAUCGACGAUCUUCCUAAGAACGCGGCCAACUACACCGCGUUGACGCCUCUCUGGUUUCUGGAAAGAGCAGCUACAGUUCACCCUAACAGAGCAUCCCUGGUACACGGAUCCGUACGCUACACUUGGAGUCAGACUUACCAGCGUUGCCGUAGAUUGGCCUCUGCUCUUUCUCAACGGUCUGUGGGACUCGGUAGCACGGUAGCCAUUGUUGCACCAAAUGUCCCAGCUCUCUAUGAAGCUCAUUUCGGAAUUCCAAUGGCUGGAGCUGUGUUAAAUUGUGUCAAUAUUCGUCUAAAUGCACAAACAAUUGCCUUCCUUCUAGGUCAUUCAUCAUCUACUGUUGUUAUGGUGGACCAAGAGUUUUUUUCUCUGGCUGAAGAAGCUUUGAAAAUCUUGGAGGAGAAAAGCAAAGGCAACUAUAAGCCUCCAAUUUUGAUUGUCAUAGGUGACGAAAGCUGUGAUCCUAAGGUACUGGAAUAUGCUUUGGGAAAAGGCGCCAUUGAGUAUGAGAAAUUCCUGGAAACGGGUGACCCUGAGUUUGCCUGGAAGCCACCACAGGAUGAGUGGCAAAGCAUUGCUUUAGGAUAUACUUCUGGUACAACAGCAAGUCCAAAAGGGGUGGUGUUGAGUCACCGUGGGGCAUAUGUAAUGUCUAUGAGUAAUCCUAUUAUUUGGGGGAUGACUGAAGGAGCUGUAUACCUGUGGACUUUACCAAUGUUUCAUUGCAAUGGCUGGUGUUUCACUUGGUCACUUGCAGCUCUCUGUGGUACAAACAUAUGCCUUCGGCAGGUGAUAGCCAAGGCAGUUUACUCUGCCAUAGCCAACUAUGGUGUGACUCACUUCUGUGCUGCACCUGUGGUUCUAAACACAAUAGUCAAUGCCUCACCGGAGGACACUAUCCUUCCCCUCCCCCAUGUUGUAAAUGUAAUGACAGCUGGUGCCGCUCCACCCCAAUCUGUUCUCUUUGCAAUGUCCCAGAAGGGCUUCCGUGUCACCCACACAUAUGGUCUCUCAGAAACCUAUGGUCCUUCCACCGUUUGUGCUUGGAAGCCUGAGUGGAACUCACUGCCGCUUGAAACCCAAGCUCGUCUAAAUGCACGCCAAGGGGUGCGGUACGUUGGUUUAGAAUUUUUAGAUGUCAUUGAUACUCAAACAAAGAAGCCUGUUCCAGCUGAUGGAAAAACCAUAGGAGAGAUUGUGUUUGGUGGUAAUAGUGUGAUGAAGGGCUAUCUAAAGAAUCCAAAAGCCAAUGAGGAAGCUUUUGCAGAUGGGUGGUUUCAUUCUGGGGAUCUCGCGGUAAAGCAUCCUGAUAACUACAUUGAAAUCAAGGACAGAUCAAAGGACAUUAUCAUCUCUGGAGGUGAAAACAUCAGUAGUUUGGAGGUAGAAAAUAUACUUUACUUGCACCCUGCAGUUCUUGAGGCAUCUGUGGUGGCUAGGCCAGAUGAGCGUUGGGGAGAGUCUCCUUGUGCUUUCAUAACAUUGAAGCAAGGAGCCAAUAAGGAUGAGGUGCAAUUGGCAGAAGACAUCAUGAAGUUCUGCCGAUCAAAGAUGCCAGCUUACUGGGUUCCAAAGUCAGUAAUAUUUGGACCUCUGCCAAAGACAGCUACUGGGAAGAUUCAGAAGCAUAUUCUAAGGGCCAAGGCGAAAGAGAUGGGACCUGUGAAAAGAAGUAAGCUGUAAUGUGUCAUUCUCUGAUGAUGAUGAAACAGAGAACAGGCUCUUGUAAUGUUUAGUAUUGUUGAACAAUUAUGCUUCAUGCAUGUCUCUAAUAAAUGAACCUUAUUAUAUUAUAAA